Paramecium pentaurelia is the source of this 1108-nucleotide messenger RNA. Lineage: Eukaryota; Ciliophora; Oligohymenophorea; Peniculida; Parameciidae. The record is from the annotation of a GenBank genome assembly.
AUGCAGGUUUUAAUUGAAAUUGCAACUUGGACUCAUAACAAUCAUGGACUAUUCGAUUAUGAAUCUAAAGAAUUAAAGACAUCUAAAAUUAAUGUAAAAAACACAACUAACUUAAUUUUAAAUGGUACAAUAUAUAAUUUAUAUUAUAACAGAAGAUAAUUCUGACACAAUAAUCUAAUCUGAUAAAUUAUUUGGAGAUUGUAUAGGUUCAAUAAGUUUUGAAGACAAUGCUAUAUGUAAAUAGAUAAUAAUUCAUUUUUAGAUUUUAAAAGUAAUUCAGAUUAUUAAGAUGCAUAUGUGAAAAUAGAUCCAAAAUAAAAAUAAUAGUUAUUAGUCGGUGAUCUUUUUAAAUUUGGAAGAAUGUAAAAGUUACCCUAAAUACAAGGGAAUAUUUUGUAUCCGAGUUGAACAAUGGUGAUAAAGUAAUGAUGGCCCAAGAUCAUUAUAAUUUAGAAAGACAUAUUAAAAUAUAAAAGAAAAAAGACCCAAGAUAAUGUAGAUUUUGUUUAAUGGAUGAUUAAGAAGAAACAGAAGAUCCAAAAAAUCCAUUUCUUUAAGAUUUAUGUAGUUGUAAAGGAUUAAUGGCAUAUGUACAUUUUGAAUGUCUAAAAUAAUGGGUUAAUUUUCAAAAUCGAAUUUCAUGUAAAUAAACUUAAAAUACAGUUCAAUAUCAUUGGAAUAAAGUAUUAGAAUGUGAUGUAAGUUAUUUAUAUUUAAGUAGGUUUGUAAAGAUCCCCUCCCUGCUCGUGUUUAUAUUGAAAAUUAAUCAGAACCUCUUUAAAUGAUUCAAGUUGAGAAAUUAGAUGGUCCUUAUAUUAUUUUAGAAUAAAUCACAAGACAAGAGAGUCUCUCAAAAAGUUUGACAUUUAUGCAUGCUUUUGGGACAUGUUCUGUAUCAAUUGGUAGAGGACAUAAUAGUGAGAUCAGAUGUCAAGAUAUCUCAGUUUCAAGAAAUCAUGCCAUUAUCUCAUAUGAAAAAUACUGGUAUAUAGAAGAUUAAAACAGUAAAUUUGGUACAUUAAGAAUCAUUCAAAAUAAACUAAAAUUACUAAAAGAAGUUUAAGAAAUAUAAAUUGGAAGGGUUUUAUUAAAAAUAAAAAUAAUUUGA